Molecule: messenger RNA, 2830 nt
Organism: Stegastes partitus (bicolor damselfish)
Lineage: Eukaryota; Metazoa; Chordata; Actinopteri; Pomacentridae
Gene: alg8
Product: ALG8 alpha-1,3-glucosyltransferase
Exons: 13
Coding region: 23-1588 (521 amino acids)
Biological process (GO): protein N-linked glycosylation; dolichol-linked oligosaccharide biosynthetic process
Cellular component (GO): endoplasmic reticulum membrane
Molecular function (GO): dolichyl pyrophosphate Glc1Man9GlcNAc2 alpha-1,3-glucosyltransferase activity
Source: RefSeq, a predicted model, not a curated record
CAGAUUCAUCCGCUUCGCUGUCAUGGCGGCUCCAGCGGACAGCGGCUGCUGGUUUCCAGCGUUGGCUCUGGGAGUUUCUUUCCUCAAGUGUCUCUUCAUCAACGCUUAUCAUUCCACAGACUUCGAGGUUCACAGAAACUGGUUGGCCAUCACUCACAGCCUGCCGGUGUCCAGGUGGUACUAUGAGAACACGUCAGACUGGACUCUGGAUUACCCGCCGCUGUUCGCCUGGUUUGAGUUCGGUCUGUCCCACGUGGCUCAGCACUUCGACAGGAACAUGCUGCAGGUGGAGAACCUGAACUACGCCAGCCCGUCCACUGUGCUCUUCCAGAGGCUGUCGGUCAUCUUCACCGACGUGGUUUUUAUCUACGCUGUCAGAGAGUGCUGCAGGUGCGUUCAGGUGCGAAAGGGCUCCCGGGACGUUCUGAGCCGGCCGUCCUUCGUCCUGGCCGUGCUGCUGCUGUGGAACUUCGGCCUCCUCAUCCUCGACCAUAUUCAUUUCCAGUAUAACGGCUUCUUGUUUGGUUUCCUGCUGCUGUCGGUGGCAAAACACCUGCAGUCGCAGCACCUGCAGGGGGCGCUGCUGUUCGCCAUCCUGUUCAACCUGAAGCACAUCUACCUGUAUGUGGCUCCGGCCUACGGCAUCUACCUCCUGAGGAGCUACUGCUUCACUCAGGACAACAAAGACGGUUCUGUCCGGUGGACGAGUUUCAGCCCGCUGCGCCUGCUGGCUUUGGGCGGCAUCGUGGUCUCGGUGUGCGCUCUGUCCUUUGGGCCAUUCGUUGCCAUGGGGCAGCUGCCUCAGGUCCUGUCCCGUCUCUUCCCCUUCAAGCGGGGUCUCUGUCACGCCUACUGGGCCCCCAACGUCUGGGCCCUCUACAACGUGCUGGACAAAGGCCUGGCGGUGCUCGGUGUUCGCCUGAAGCUGCUGGAGGAGGCGGAGCUUCCUCGAGCCUCCAUGACGGGCGGCUUGGUUCAGGAGUUCCAGCACUCGGUCCUCCCCUCCGUCUCUCCCUCCGUCACCCUCGUCUGCACUCUGCUGUCCAUCCUGCCGGCGGUGGUGUCCAUCUGGUGGCGGCCUCGCGGCGCUCGCGGUUUCCUGCGCUGCCUGCUGCUCUGCGCUCUGGGCUCCUUCAUGUUUGGCUGGCACGUCCACGAGAAGGCCAUCCUCAUCGCCAUCCUGCCCCUCAGCAUCCUGGCGGUCGAGAGCAGAGAGGAUGCUGGGAUCUUCCUGGUUCUGACCACCACGGGGCACUACUCGCUGUUCCCGCUGAUCUUCACCCCCGCAGAGCUGCCUAUCAAAGUUUCUCUGAUGCUGAUGUUCACCAUCUUCUCCUUCACGGCUCUCAGGAAGCUCCACAGUGGUCAGCGGUCUCUGCUCCGUCCUGUGGAGGUCGCCUACCUGCUUGGCCUGGUUGCCGUGGCGAUCGCCUGCGAGGUGGUCUUCCCGCUGUCGCCGUGGCAACAGAGGCUGCCCUUCCUCCCCCUGCUGGCGACGUCUGUGUACUGCUCGGUGGGCGUCUCCUACUCCUUCCUGCGUCUGUACGGCAGCCUGCUGCGGUGCGAGGACAAACCCAAGCAGCUGUGAGACGUCGGUCCAGGUCAGAGCCCCGACACGCCCACAUCGACCGCCACCGCCUGCCCUCGAGCAAGGCAGCCAGACACAGACACCGUUUAGUUUACAUGAGAAGGACGGACUUGGGAAGUAGAGGGGUGUGCACGCAAUCCAACAACACUCGACAUAAUCGCUGGGCUCCGUCUGUUUAUAGACAAAACUAUAAACAGACAGGAAUCAAAACACUAGCGGUAAAAAUAUAGUUUGGGUUUUUUUUGUUAGUUUUGCUGCAUCAGGACAAAAACAAACACAUUCAACCUCAAGUAGAGCAAAAUCUGAAAAUGUCGUAGGACUCAAGGAAGAACUGAGGGUCUGAAAUCCGACCUGCUCCCAAACCAGUCGAUUAAAUCAGCACGUUAUCUGUAGAUGAGCUGGACGAGUGGACUCUACAUGCAGCUUCAUUAGCCUGAGUCAAUUCUAAGUCAUCAUAAAAUUAUUUUAUACCUAAAUAACAGAUGAGCUGCACAUAAAUAUUUAUAUUCUGAAAAUAAAACUUCUUCAUCAGGUGACUCCAGCUCAAGAAAUACGAGUUCACUGCUGUUAGCUGUUGAGCUGUAACAUGUAAACUGCUGUUUGCAAAGGUGACACUUGACUUUGUGUCGACUAGAUUGAUCAAAACGCAUCCACACCGAUGCCACGCUGCUGAAAAGACAAACAUCUCCUGCAGCAGUUGCUAAUUAAUUAGUAGCUUAAUGACGGAACAAAAUGAAACUCUUUUGUGUUUCUGAACUCAACUGAAGAUUUUUCAUCAGGGGAAGAAGUUUCUGUAGAGUCACGUUAAGCUUUAGUUCAUAUCUGAUGGAUAACUUCAGCUGAUCAGUGUCCCGUUUUUGAGCUUUUAGUCAACAUUUAGGUGAUCGGACACCCCUCCUCCUAACUUCCUGUGCUGCUUCACUGGGAUGCAGCUCACCUGAAAUCCUGUUUGCUCAUUUGGAAAUGAUAUAACGUUUGACCAACUCGGUUCUGUUCGACGACUGAACAGAAAAAAGCAGAAACCUUUGUUUUUUCGACUUGAGUGACAAGAAUCGUGUCGUCGGUGGUUUCCGAUACAAGAAAUGUUGUUUCUGCACCAAGGAAACUUUGAUUUCACCUGAAAUCACCGUGAAGGAUUUGUGUUGUUACUAAAGAAUAUGUGGACCAAAACAGAACUGAGAGACAUUUAUGAUGUUUGUAUUUUUGCAUUUUUAAAUAAAAAGAAACCAUAAUUUAUCCAGA